Messenger RNA from Hypoxylon fragiforme, 1954 nucleotides. Its product is annotated as glycoside hydrolase family 64 protein. The record is from RefSeq and is a predicted model, not a curated record. The transcript has a single exon. Lineage: Eukaryota; Fungi; Ascomycota; Sordariomycetes; Xylariales; Hypoxylaceae. Bases 423 to 1745 code for a protein of 440 amino acids.
UGUUUGAUUGAACAGUUGGUUCUACAUCUUACGUAUGCAAUAUUACGAUCAUAAAAUCGGUUGGCUUUCCUUCCCGUUUCAUUGCUUCUACGCCUCUGCCUCCCAAAGGUCACAGGUCGUUCUAUCCAGCAAGGAAUCUCGAGCACAUGCUCGCAGGGUAUUCCCACCAGAAGCUUGGAAAUAGUUGGAACUUUUGCGGUCCUGGCAUAUACGUACCAAAGCCAUGUCUUUCUUAUAUUAAAGCCACAAGAAGUCUUCGUGUUUCGUUCACAAACUUAUAGCAACUUCACAUUUGGAUUAAGUGCCACUGAUCUCGUUCAACUCGAGUCUGCCUAUGAUUUCGUUAUCUAUAUCUCGAGAUCAGUCAUUCAUUAAAUACCCCCCUAAACUGUAAGAUCGAAAAACCAUUAAGAAGAAUCAAGAUGACGAACCCUACGACCGACAUCGCCCUCAAAAACAACACGGGCUCCUCCGAGGCCUACGCGUACAUCACAGGUCUUGAUCUGAACCAGAACAAUGUCCCCUUGUUCAUCCAGUCCGACGGCAAGACCGUGUACCACCCCUCCUCGCCCUCUGCGACGCAAUCCCCCCUGGAGGCCGACAUCGCCAUCUCCCUCGGCGCCCCCGGGUCCACGACAACCGUGACGAUCCCGCAGAUUGCCGGCGGCCGCAUCUGGUUCAGCACGGGCUCGAAGCUGACGUUCCUGCUGAACCCGGGCCCCGCCGUGGUCGAGCCGAGCGUGACCAACACCGCGGACGCCAACUACAACAUCGUCUGGGGGUUCUGCGAGUUCACGUACAACACGCAGCAGCUCUUCGUCAACAUCUCGUACGUCGACUUCGUGUCCCCGCUGCCCAUCGCCCUCGAGCUGCGCAACACCGCCGGCGACGUCCAGACCGUCCAGGGCCUGCCCGCCGGCGGCCUCGACACCGUGUGCGAGCGGCUGGCGCAGCAGCACGCGCAGGACGGCGCCGGCUGGGACCGGCUCAUCGUCAAGGGGCCCGACGGCAAGAACCUGCGCGCGCUGAGCCCCAACAGCGGGCGCGUCGUCGACGCCACCCUCUUCGACGGCUACUUCCAGCCGUACGUCGACGCCGUCUGGAGCAAGUACGGCUCCGCCGACCUGACGAUCAACACGCAGGCGUCGUGGGGCAACGUCACGGGCCGCGUGCAGGACGGGUCAGCGCUGACGUUCGCCAACGUGGGCUCGUUCGCGAAGCCGAGCGCGGGCGACAUCUUCAGCUGCUCGACGGGCCCGUUCGGGAACUACCCCGCCGCGACGCGCGACGAGAUGGGGGCCCUGGGCGCGCGCAUCGCGGCGGCGCUGAACCGCGCGACGCUGCUCGACAACCCGACGCAGCCCGACGCCGAGGUCGUCGCGAACUACUACGCCAAGACGCCGACGAACCACUACGCGCGCAUCUGCCACGAGACCAACAUCGACGGCCGCGGGUACGCGUUCCCGUACGAUGAUGUGGUGCCGUCGGGCGACGCGGGUCCAGACCAGGCGGGCACGGUGUUCGAUGGCAGUCCCGAGCUGCUGACGGUGACGGUCGGGGGCCCGGCGUCGUCGUCGAAUGGGCCGGCGGUUGGAGGGGGGAGCGGGAGCGGGAGUAAGGACGGGGAAAAGGGGGGCAGUGGUGGGGAGAAAGGCGGGAAGAAGACGCCGGCUGCGGGCUCGGGAUUUCUGAGUACCAUUAAGAGCUGGUUUAGUGCGCUGAAGAGGGUGUUGCAUAUUAAGUGAGAGAGUGAUGAGAUCCGCAUUAUCGUUGUCCCCCUAUUCCUGUCCAUAUUCCUAUCCCCUAUCCCCUAUACCCUUUCCCCCCUCCCCCGGCAUGGCAUAGCAUCGAGCAUUGUGUUCUGCAUGGAAAUUCGGUGUCUAGGAUCGGUCGUUUUCAUCUCCCUAGGUUGGUCUCUUUUCCAUUUUCUUUUCAUGGGUGUUCUUGCCCCGGG